AUGCCCAACAUCAGCUCUGUGAGCGAGUUCCUUCUGCUGGCAUUCGCAGACACGCGGGAGCUGCAGCUCCUGCACUUCAUGCUCUUCCUGGGCAUCUACCUGGCUGCCCUCCUGGGCAACGGCCUCAUCCUCACAGCCAUAGCCUGCGACCACCGCCUCCACACCCCCAUGUACUUCUUCCUCCUCAACCUCGCCCUCCUCGACCUGGGAUCCAUCUCCACCACUCUCCCCAAAGCCAUGGCUAAUUCCCUCUGGAACACCAGGGCCAUCUCCUAUGUGGGAUGUGCUGCACAGAUAUUCCUGCUACUCAUUUUCAUUCCAUCAGAGCUUUCCUUUCUCACCAUCAUGGCCUACGACCGCUACGUUGCCAUCUGCAAGCUCCUGCACUACGGGAGCCUCGUGGGCAGCAGAGCUUGUGCCCAGAUGGCAGCAGCUGCCUGGGGCAGUGGCUUUCUCCAUGCUGUGCUGCACACUGCCAAUAUAUUUUCACUACCUCUGUGCCAUGGUAAUGCCAUGGACCAGUUCUUCUGUGAAAUCCCCCAGAUCCUCAAGCUCUCCUGCUCAAACUCCUACCUAAGGGAAGCUGGGAUGGUUGUGAUUAGUGCUUUUCUAUUUGGGGGGUGUUUUGUUUUCAUUGCUCUGUCCUAUGUGCAGAUUUUCAGAGCUGUGCUGACGAUCCCCUCCCAGCAGGGACGUCACAAAGCCUUUUCCACAUGCAUCCCUCACCUGGCUGUGGUCUCCCUCUUUAUCAGCACUGUCAUGUUUGCACACCUGAAGCCCCCCUCCAUCUCUUCCCCAUCCCUGGACCUGGUGGUUGCAGUUCUGUACUCGGUGGUGCCUCCAGCAGUGAACCCCGUCAUCUACAGCAUGAGGAACAAGGAGCUCAAGGGUGCUGUGUGGAAACUGAAGCCCAUCUGUUUUUCAUAA
Molecule: messenger RNA, 927 nt
Organism: Cygnus atratus (black swan)
Lineage: Eukaryota; Metazoa; Chordata; Aves; Anseriformes; Anatidae
Product: olfactory receptor 14C36-like
Exons: 1
Coding region: 1-927 (308 amino acids)
Biological process (GO): G protein-coupled receptor signaling pathway
Cellular component (GO): membrane
Molecular function (GO): G protein-coupled receptor activity; olfactory receptor activity
Source: RefSeq, a predicted model, not a curated record